Protopolystoma xenopodis is the source of this 294-nucleotide messenger RNA. The record is from the annotation of a GenBank genome assembly. Lineage: Eukaryota; Metazoa; Platyhelminthes; Monogenea; Polystomatidea; Polystomatidae.
UCUUCCGACUUGGCGAAUCAGCACAAUCAUUUGGCGCAGAAGGUACCCGUUGCCGAAAUUCGUCUUUUCCCGUCAAGUUUCACUUCGUACAAGAAUCACACCUCAGCCCCACUCAUGCUCUUGGCCGACCAAUCACCAGCCCCGCCUCCACUGAGUCGAAAUCAGCUCUUGGAUUGCUGCCAUGCCAUUGGAAAGAGGUCUCGCUCCAGGCAGCUCUUCCAUCGCCGCUCACUUCCUCACUUUCCCUUUUCUGGUCUUGUUCAAGAAGCUCCGACCAGUUCUGUUGGCGAUUAA